GGACCGAUUUGAGUGUGACACCCAACUCGGCAGUCGCCGAUGUCAGGGCGUUUUGUGUUCGGGAAUUCAAAUUCUGUUUGAAAUAAAUAAUUCUGUCAUACUUACAGUUACCUAUACGUUAUUUGAGGACUAUGUAUUUAUGAAAGGAGGGUUGUUUCGCUGCUGCGUUGUUUUAAUUUCAGUUUUCUGUGGGUGAUGGCAUCACUGUCAGAGGAGGUACUGCUGGUGGUGAAGAAGGUUCGCCAGAAGAAGCAGGAUGGAACACUUUAUCUAAUGGCUGAACGCAUAGCCUGGGGUCCAGAGGGAAAGGACCGAUUUACAGUCAGCCAUCUCUAUGCAGAUAUUCGCUGUCAGAAGAUCAGCCCAGAUGGUAAAGCCAAAGUUCAGCUCCAGCUGGUCCUACAUACUGGAGAAAAUAUCACAUUCCACUUUGCCAAUGAAAGCACUGCAGUCAAAGACCGAGAUGCUGCCAAAGAGCUGUUGCAGCAGCUACUGCCCAAGUUUAAGAAGAAAGCCAACAAGGAGUUGGAAGAAAAAAACAGGAUGCUUCAAGAGGAUCCAGUGCUGUUCCAGUUAUAUAAAGAUCUUGUAGUCAGCCAGGUGAUCAGUGCUGAGGAAUUCUGGGCCAACAGGUUAGGAGGUGUAAACAACACAGACCAGGCACUAUAUAACAACAACAAGCAAGAAGUUGGUAUCUCUGGAGCUUUCCUGGCAGAUAUUAGACCUCAGACAGAUGGCUGCAAUGGAUUAAGAUAUAAUCUGACAGCGGAUAUUAUUGAAUCCAUCUUCAGGACAUAUCCUGCAGUGAAGCAGAAAUAUUGUGAAAAUGUGCCUCACAACCUGACAGAGAAGGAGUUCUGGACACGUUUUUUCCAGUCCCAUUAUUUUCACAGAGACCGCCUCAACACAGGAACACAGGACAUAUUCUCAGAGUGUGCCAAACAGGAUGAAAAGGGGUUAAAGUCGAUGGUGAUUCAAGGGGUGAAGAAUCCUUUACUUAACCUCCUGGCAUUGGAUGACAACACCUUAGAUGAGGGAUAUGGAGUUUGUUCACCACAACCUUCGACCUCCGUCGCGAACCGGACUGUGAAAGAGAGCAGCAACUCUGCCAUUAUAAAGCGCUUCAAUCAUCACAGUGCUAUGGUGCUGGCAGCAGGCUCACGCAAAGGAGAAACGUUAAAUGAUCAAGGCAGUGAGACGAGCAGCACGGAUGGAAACUCUAGAGAUUCAGACUGUUUUCAUCCUCCUGUAAAAAAGGCUAAAUUACAAGAAGCAACAGAAUAUGAUGAUCUCCAAGGGGAAAACAGACCAAAAACAGUUCCACUUAACCUCAAGAAGUCUGACAGGUAUGCUCAUGGACCUGUGCCACUUCAGUCCCACCAGUACACAACAAGCCAGGACAUCAUCAACUCUGUCAACUACAUCCAUCAUGAGAUGUCCAAUUACAAACCCAACCUAACUCAGGUGAUGUCCAGCACAGCAGCUAGUUCUGCCAUUGCCGCACUGUCUCCUGGUGGCAUCCUCAUGCAGGGAGGUGCACCACAAGCCAUACAUCAGAUGAUCCCGACUGAUAUCCAGGGAGAGUUAAAACAUCUUUAUGUUGCUGCUGGAGAGUUAUUGAGACACUACUGGUCCUGUUUUCCUGUAAACACACCAUUUUUAGAAGAAAAGGUGAUAAAAAUGAAGUCAAAUCUUGAAAGAUUUCAGAUGACCAAGCUUCGUCCAUUUCAGGAGAAGAUUCAACGUCAGUAUUUAAGUACAAAUCUCACAGGGCACUUGGAGGAAAUGCUGCAGGCGGCCUACAACAAGUUCCAUGCCUGGCAGACGCGUCGUAUGAUGAGGAAAACCUGAGGUCUGAUGUCUUGGAAGACGACAAGGAAGACGUCAAAGUAUCUGAACAUGUGUCCUGAGAAGGUUGUCCAGUCAUAGACAUAGUACACAGGGACUUGAUGAUGGGCAUGCAGAUGGACACUGCUAAAUCCUCUAGUAUUCUACAGACUCACUACAUCUCAGUCACAAAUAACAGUUUUCUUUUUUUGUCAUGGAUGAGAGACUGUUGAUGCUAAUGGUUUAGAGGGACUUUUUUUCUUUUUUUUUCAAAAAUGGUAUUGUAUGACCAAAUUUCAGAAGGAAAUGUGUAUUAGACUCAGGAAAACAUGUUGUGCUGUGCUGUGAUGUGACAAGGAUGGUGUUCAUCAGCGAUCAGAGGAAAAGAACUGCUGAGGAAAGAUGCCCGUCUGAGCACUGGCUCCAUUUGUAGAACAGUGUUUUGGAAAAUCUGAAGCUAAAGGUGGAAGUGAAUAGAGCAAUAUUCUAAAGACAUUUAACACUUGAGUGCAUUAAUGUGUGUGCGACUCAAAUCACACUGUCACUGUUUUCUAAUGUCUGCACCUUCUCCCUGCACUGGAGAAAACAUGUAAAUGAAAUAAAGAGAAGGCGUAAA
This is a messenger RNA of Cynoglossus semilaevis (tongue sole), 2443 nucleotides long. RefSeq names its product general transcription factor IIH, polypeptide 1 (gene gtf2h1). Lineage: Eukaryota; Metazoa; Chordata; Actinopteri; Pleuronectiformes; Cynoglossidae. Gene Ontology annotation, biological process: nucleotide-excision repair; DNA-templated transcription. Bases 196 to 1851 code for a protein of 551 amino acids. The record is from RefSeq and is a predicted model, not a curated record. Gene Ontology annotation, cellular component: transcription factor TFIIH core complex. The transcript is spliced from 15 exons.